UUGUAGUAAAAUAUGGGGUCAUCAAUAGCUUCUCACUUUGGCACUCUGUUAGUGCUCGUGUCUCUCAGUUUGCCUAGUGGAACCACAGCAAAUUACCCUUAUUCAUCUCCUCCUCCACCACCUCCUAAGAAGCACCCACCACCACACUACUACUACAACUCACCGCCUCCUCCUCCUCCUGUGUACUUUCCACCACUGCAUUAUCCCACACCUCCUUAUGAGUACAAGUCCCCACCAUCACCGCCACCAUCACCACAUAAGCACAAGUCGCCACCUCCACCCAAAGAACCUUACAAGUCUCAUCCCCCGCCACCGACUCCUGUUUAUGAGUCUCCACCUCCUCCACCGAUUCAUUAUCACCCCCCUUACAAGUAUAAGUCUCCUCCACCACCACCAACAUCACCACCCAAGCAUCCCUACAAGUCUCCGCCGCCACCCAAGGAGCCUUACAAGUAUAAGUCUCCUCCCCCACCACCACCUUCACCACCUUACGAGUAUAAGUCUCCUCCACCACCACCCAAGCACCCUCACAAGAACAAGUCUCCACCACCACUAUCACCACCUAAGCACCCUUACAAGUACAAGUCUCUACCACCACCAUCACCACCCAAGCACCCUUACAAGGACAAGUCUCCACCUCCACCAUCACCGCCCAAGCACCAUUGUAAAUACAAGUCCCCGCCCCCACCACCACCAGUUUACAAAUAUAAGUCUCCUCCACCACCCCUACCAUCACCACCCAAGCAUCCUUACAAGUACAAGUCUCCACCCCCACCUCCUCCGGUUUAUAAGUCUCCUCCCCCUCCUCCUCCUCCAGUUCACUAUCACAAGUCUCCUCCUCCACCAACACCCCAUCAUUAUAUCUACUCAUCGCCACCUCCUCCUUACAACUACUAAGCAUCGGCUCCGACCGCACAAAAGGUAACCU
This is a messenger RNA of Hibiscus syriacus, 928 nucleotides long. RefSeq names its product extensin-1-like. The transcript has 3 exons. The record is from RefSeq and is a predicted model, not a curated record. Lineage: Eukaryota; Viridiplantae; Streptophyta; Magnoliopsida; Malvales; Malvaceae. Bases 13 to 897 code for a protein of 294 amino acids.